This is a messenger RNA of Panthera uncia (snow leopard), 3049 nucleotides long. RefSeq names its product lysophosphatidylcholine acyltransferase 1 (gene LPCAT1). The record is from RefSeq and is a predicted model, not a curated record. NCBI's taxonomy places the organism in Eukaryota, Metazoa, Chordata, Mammalia, Carnivora, Felidae. The transcript is spliced from 17 exons. Gene Ontology annotation, molecular function: calcium ion binding. Bases 1146 to 2612 code for a protein of 488 amino acids.
CCCUUCUCCCCACGCCCCCUUCCCGCCAUCCCUGCAUCCCCGUCGCUCUGCGCCGCGCGGUCCCCCGGUCCCGCGUCCCUUCCCGCCGCUCGCAGGCCCCACGAGGGACAGGCGCGGCCCCCCCGCCCCCGGGAUGGGACUUUGUCGCUUGAUGAGCUUCUCGUGUGGGGACCUCGUGGCUCCUUCGAGUCCGCGCGAGGUGCCUUGAAGGGAGCGGCAGGAUGUCCGCCUCUGCGUUUGCAAGUUGUGUUCUGCGGAGCGUGCAGGGGGGUCCCUCCGGGUUCGUCUGUAACGGAAUCGGCUUUAUGUACUCUCGGUUCCGUGACGGGAGGGAACAGUGUGCAGUUUUGUUCGCGGCGCCCUCUGGUCCUGGCUGAGGAUGGGGCCUGCAGGAGGCAGUGGGGCCCCACACUGGUCCUUUUCCUUCACAUCGAUCCAGGGUUUCCAAGAGUACUGAACAAAGUGCUGUCAGUUUUACGGCUCGUUUUAGAAAACGGAGGUUUUGUCCCUGACACUGGCCAGUCAAGCGCCCUGUUGCAGAAGCCGGUGCUUGCCCGCCCUCUGCCCCCCGCAGGCAUCCACCCACCAGAGGCCUCGCCCCAGAUGGUGGAGAAAGUCCGAGGACGUGUCCUGAGCGCUCUGUUCCUGCGAGUCUGAGCAGGACUCCCACAAAUCGUGUUUCACAGAGCUUCACCCCUCCCCUGCCAGAGACCUGGGGCCUCGCUGGCACUUUGCUCCUUCACCUUCCUGCCCCCGGGGCCUUCCGCCUCUCUGACCUUCACGUCCUGGACCGAACGUCCCGCCCCCAGAGCUCGCCCCUCACGGUUUGCUGCAGUGGGUCGGGACGAGGAGUGUUUCCCACGUUUCUGGUGUUCCGCACGCCGUUAGCUCUGUGGAUAUUUGCCGAAAGAUUGGAAGCCUCUGGAAAUGCUUCAGCUCUUGAAUUUCAAGAUUCUUCUAUUCAGAUCCUGCCGAGGGCCCUAGAGAUAAGGGAUUUCCUGGGGCGCAAGGCCAGCCCCGAGGCCCCCACCAGGCAGGGCAGCUUGGUGCCCCUCGCACGUUCCCUGCCCCUCGGACUGCGCUCUGCUCUGCUCUGCUCUGCUCUGCUCGUGGCUGAAGCAGUCCUGACCGUGAGGCGAGCGACGAUGGCCUUCAUGACGCUGACACUCUUCCCCAUCCGGCUGCUGCUUGUCCUGAUCGCGAUGCUGCUCGCCUGGCCCUUCACGUUCUUCGCCACGCUGGGGUCCUCGGAGAGGGAGCCCGAGCCGUCCCCGGCCUCGUGGCGGAAGGUCGUGGACGUCCUGCUCAAGGCCAUCAUGCGCGCCAUGUGGUUUGCCGGAGGCUUCCACUGGCUGGUGGUGAAGGGGCAGCGGGCCCCACCCUCUGAGGCUGCCAUCCUCACUCUGGCACCCCAUUCCUCCUACUUCGACGCCAUCGCCGUCACCAUGACGAUGUCCUCCAUCGUGAUGAAGGCAGAGAGCAGAAACAUCCCAAUAUGGGGAACUCUGAUAAAGUACAUCCGGCCGGUGUUCGUGUCCCGGUCGGACCAGGAUUCCCGCAGGAAGACCGUGGAGGAGAUCAGGAGGCGGGCACAGUCGAAUGGAAAGUGGCCACAGAUCAUGAUUUUUCCGGAAGGAACAUGUACCAACAGGACGUGCCUAAUUACCUUCAAGCCUGGUGCAUUCAUCCCGGGAGUUCCUGUCCAGCCUGUGGUUCUGCGGUACCCGAACAAACUGGACACCAUCACGUGGACGUGGCAAGGACCUGGAGCGUUGAAAAUCCUGUGGCUCACGCUCUGUCAGUUUCACAAUCGAGUGGAAAUCGAGUUCCUUCCCGUGUACAGCCCCUCGGACGAGGAGAAGAAGGACCCGGCCCUGUAUGCCAGCAACGUGCGGCGCGUCAUGGCAGAGGCCCUGGGCGUCUCGGUGACCGACUACACGUAUGACGAUUGCCAACUGGCCCUGGCGGAAGGCCAGCUCCGUCUCCCCGCGGACACCUGCCUUCUCGAGUUUGCCCGGCUGGUGAGGGGCCUGGGGUUGAAACCAGAAACACUGGAGAAAGAUCUGGAUAAAUACUCCGACCGGGCCCAGACGCAGGGGGGACGCAGGGUGGGCCUCCCCGAGUUCGCCGAGUACCUGGGCGUCCCCGUCUCAGACGCACUACAAGACCUGUUCUCCCUGUUUGAUGAGAGUGGAGACGGCACGAUGGAUCCUCGGGAGUAUGUCGUCGCCCUGUCCGUCGUCUGCCGGCCGUCCCGGACUCUGGACACCGUCCAGCUGGCGUUCAAGAUGUACGGGUCACAGGACGGCUGCGUCGAUGAAGGCGCCCUGUCCAGCAUCCUCAAGACUGCCUUAGGCGUGGCCGAGCUCACCGUGACCGACCUCUUCCGGGCCAUCGACGAGGAGGAGACAGGGAGGAUCACGUUUGCCGACUUCCGCAGGUUUGCAGAAGCGUUCCCCGACUUUGCAGAGGACUACCUCUACCCUGACCAGACGCGUCCUGAGAGCUGCCCACGGACGCCCCCAGCUCCAGCCCCCAACGGCUUCUGUGCUGACUUCAGCCCUGAAAACUCGGGCGUUGGGAGGAAACCUUUCCGGAAGAAACUGGACUAGGAUGCAGGUUUCUGGCAAGAUGAGGCGUCUCCGUGGCCCAGUCACCACCCGCCUCCACGUGGCCGUGCGCCCGCCGGCCUCAGGCCCAUCCACAAGACUUGGGCUCGCCACCCUGCUCCUCCGUGGACAGCCCUGCGUGAGGGAGGCCGCGUGGCCGGGUACCUGUCCCCGUCGCCCGGACCAUCCUGGCUCGUUUCCACCACGGUCUCUGCCACGUCCCCGUUCGUGUCCCUUCUCGGCGGCUCGGCCGACGGACGGGCCUCCACGUGCACGCGCGACACACACUUGAGACCAGGGCACGUCACGCGCGUUUCCAUCGCAGCACAGACCGUCCGCUGACCUUGGGGGGUCACAGGCUGGCAGGGCCGCAUCUAAUUUUAAACGUUUCUGUAUCUGUGGGCGCUCACGGGCGUUUUAUAAACUUCGUUUAGAUACUU